Molecule: messenger RNA, 4196 nt
Organism: Xyrauchen texanus (razorback sucker)
Lineage: Eukaryota; Metazoa; Chordata; Actinopteri; Cypriniformes; Catostomidae
Gene: exoc8
Product: exocyst complex component 8
Exons: 1
Coding region: 119-2173 (684 amino acids)
Biological process (GO): exocytosis; Golgi to plasma membrane transport; intracellular protein localization
Cellular component (GO): exocyst
Source: RefSeq, a predicted model, not a curated record
GUUUCCUGUUGCGGAAGUGAGAAACUCUGCUGAAACUCAACGACAUCCUGAUUUUCGCGCAGUUUUCUUGCUAUUUGUGUUUUAGCCAUACCUUUUCUAUAGCUAUAAUAUCGCAAGAAUGACAGACACGGGAAAUCGUUUGCGUAAAUUGCUGGAAUCCCCUAAUUUUGACCCUCAAUCACACGUGAAGCAGCUCUCGCAGCAGUCUGAUGGUGACCGGGAUUUACAGGAGCACCGUCAGAAAAUACAAACACUAGCCGACGAAACCGCACAAAACCUGAAGAAAAAUGUCUACAAAAACUACAGACAGUUUAUUGAGACGGCUAAAGAGAUUUCAUACCUGGAAAGUGAGAUGUAUCAGCUGAGUCACAUUCUCACUGAGCAGAAGAGUAUAAUGGAGAGCAUUACACAGUCUCUCCUGUCCACUGACAAAGAUGAAACAGCCAAAGAGAUGCUGGCAGCCUUCCCCAAAGAAACAGAAGAGGUGAAACAAAGGACCCUUACCACACUUCUGGAAAAAGUGGAGGGAUGCAACAACAUCAUGGAUACUCCAGGCAGAUAUCUGGUCUAUAAUGGUGAUCUGUUGGAGUAUGAUGCAGAUAACAUGUCACAGAUCCAAAAAGUCCAUGCGUUUCUGAUGAACGAUUGCCUGCUCAUCGCAACAUGGCUGGCAAACAGACGCGGAGCUGUUAAAUACAAAUACAAUGCUUUGUACGAUCUGGAAAGCUUUGCUGUUGUUAACGUAAAAGACAACCCUCCGAUGAAAGACAUGUUCAAAAUCCUCAUGUUCCCUGAGAGCCGCAUCUUCAAAGCUGAGAACAGCAAGAUCAAGAAGGAGUGGCUGGAGAUCCUAGAAGAAACUAAGAAAAACAAAGUGGCAAAAGACAAGCAUAAAAAGGAAGAGGAGGUGCCGACGUCACCGGUCAGGCAGGAAGUCUCCACAAACCCGUUCGAUGUGGAGGAGCCUCUGGAUUCAGAGGAGAUGGUGGAUCUGAGCCCCGAAUGGAUCCAGGAGCUGCCUGAGGACCUGGAUGUUUGCAUUGCUCAGAGAGACUUUGAGGGUGCUGUUGAUCUCCUGGAUAAGCUGAAUGAAUAUCUCAAGGAGCAGCCAGUGAGUCCACGUGUGAAGGAGCUAAGAGGCAAGGUGGAUGAGCGUGUUCGACAGCUGACAGAGGUGUUAGUUUUCGAGCUUUCCCCUGACCGAUCCCUCCGUGGCGGACCCAAAGCCACACGGCGAGCUGUCUCGCAGCUUAUUCGCCUGGGCCAAUCCACCAAGGCCUGUGAGCUCUUUUUGAAAAACAGAGCUGCGGCAGUACAAACUGCCAUCUGGCAACUUCGCAUUGAGGGUGCCACGCUGCUUUACAUCCAAAAACUUUGCAACAUCUUUUUCACAAGCUUACUUGAGACUGCUAGGGAGUUUGAGAUGGAUUUUGCAGGCAACACUGGCUGUUACUCAGCAUUUGUGGUCUGGUCUCGUUCAGUGAUGAAAAUGUUUGUUGAUGCCUUCAGUAAGCAGGUGUUCGACAGCAAAGAGAGUUUGUCAAUGGCUGCAGAAUGUGUUAAUUUUGCCAGUGAGCAUUGCAAGCAGUUGAGUGAGAUCGGCCUGGAUCUUACCUUCAUUUUACAGUCACUACUGGUGAAAGACAUCAGAGCAGCUCUCCAAAGCCAGAAAGACAUUAUCAUAGAGGCCACCAAGCACCGUAACUCUGAGGAGAUGUGGCGUAGGAUGAACCUGAUGACUCCAGAGGCUCUUGCAAAACUUAAGGAAGAAAUGCGGAGCUGCGGGAUCAGCAGCUUUGACCAGUACACGGGUGAAGACUGCUGGGUCAACUUGAGCUACACCAUUGUAGCCUUCACCAAGCAGAUGAUGGCCUUCCUUGAAGAGGGGUUGAAGCUGUACUUUCCUGAGCUGCACAUGGUGUUUCUGGAGAGCCUGAGGGAGAUCAUACUGGUAGCCGUACAACAUGUUGACUACAGCCUGCGGUGUGAGCAGGAGACAGAGAAAAAGGCCUUCAUUCUCCAGAAUGCAUCGUUCCUGCAUGAAAUGGUGCUGCCUGUUGUGGAGAGGAGGUUUGAGGAAGGAGUGGGCAAACCAGCCAAACAGCUGCAGGAUCUGAGAAAAAGCUCUCGGACCGUUAGGGUCAACCCUGACAGCACCACGUCUCUUGUUUAAUAGAGACUGAAUUCAAUAUUGAUCAAUAAGACCACUCAUUCACUUCAUCUACAAUCUCAAUGCAUUUCACUUAGUACACUCAUAGUCAUAUUUUUGGUGUUGUGAUGUACUCUCCAAUUCUUUAUCACAAUUAAAAAUUGUUUAACACUUAAACUCAUAAUAUUAAAUGUAUUAAUUGUGCUUUAUACACCGAUCAGCCACAACAUUAAAACCACCUGCCCUAUAUUGUGUAUGUCCCCCUCGUGCCACCAAACAGCGCCUACCCACAUCUCAGAAUAGCAUUCUGAGAUGCAAUUCUUCUCACCGCAAUUGUACAGAGCGGUUAUCUGAGUUACUGUAGACUUUGUCAGUUCGAACCAGUCUGACCAUUCUUGGUUGACCUCAUCAACAAGGCAUUUCUGUCCACAGAACUGCUGCUCACUGGAUGUUUUUGUUUUUGACACCAUUUGGAGUAAAUUCUAGAGACUGUUGUGCAUGAAAAUCCCAGCAAUUACAGAAAUACUCAAACCAGCCCAUCUGGCAACACCAAUCACGCCACGGUCCAAAUAACUGCGAUCACAUUUUCCCCCAUUCUGAUGGUUGAUGUGAACAUUAACUGAAGGUCUUGACCUGUAUCUGCAUGAUUUUAUGCACUGCACUGCUGCCACAUGAUUAGAUAAUCGCAUGGAUGAUUGUUGGUGCAAGAUGGGCUGGUUUGAGUAUUUCUGUAACUGAUGGUCUCCUGGGAUUUUCACACACAUAGAGCAGUCUCUAGAAUUUACUCAGAAUGGUGCCAAAACAAAAAAACAUCCAGUGAGUGGCAGAUCUGCAAAUGGAAAUGUUUGUUGAUGAGAGAGGUCAACAGAGAAUGGCCAGAUUGUUCGAACUGACAAAGUUUAUGGUAACUCAGAUAACCGCUCUGUACAAUUGUGGUGAGGGUUGGCGCUGAUUUGGCAGCACGUGGGGGACCUACACAAUAUUAGGCAGGUGGUUUUAAUGUUGUGGCUGAUUGGUGUAGAGCUGCAGGUGUUGAUUCUUCGUUUAGAAUUAGCUGUAUAUUAUAAAGCAAAUGCAAAUGAAUGUUACAGUACCUGAACAUGUUUCUUAAAUUUCACCCAAAAAUGAAAUUACUGUCAUCAUUUACUCAAGCUCUUAAUGUUCCAAAUCUGUAUGGCUUCCUUCUGGGGGACUAGGGAUAGGCGAUACCACUUUUCUUUUUGAUCUAAUACCAAGUACCAUCAAGGCCAAUAUCAAUACUUCUUUUUUAAAGUUCUGAGGAUAAAAUGACUAAUUUUAGCCAUUUCGUAUAUUUAAAAGCUGUCAUUUUAACAUGUAUAUGCCUGAACUGUAAAUUAUCAGUCCUAUGUUUUUGUUUAUGGUUUAAUAACAACAAUUUUAAAGCAUUAUCAAUAUAUUAAUUUAAAUAAAAUCAAAGCAUCACAAAACCCAUUAUUAUUGUCACAUUUAGCUUUGUUGUCAUGAAGUGUGAAAUAAGUGUGAUCCGCCCAUCUUACGUGGAACACAAAAGAUAAACUAUCCCUUUGAAAAACCACAUUCCAAACUAUUUGUCUUUUCAAACGUAAUAUAAUUUACCGUUAUACGUAAGCAAGAUUUUGUUCCUUUUGUUCAAUUGACAUAUUAAUGUGCAUUAAAAUCACAUCUGAUCAAAGAACAUAUGAAUAAGUUGCAUUAAUUUUAUUUAUUUUUCAAAUGUAGUGCCCCCUGAUGUCCAUGAAAUAGUUCAAUGUUCAAAUAGUUCAAUAGAAAAACGUAUCUGUAAGACUGGAUACGUUUUUCAAAGCUACAUCAAUGACCCCCUGUGUUGAAAAUACACCUUUCAUUUGUUUCUCCUUAUUACUGCUGUUUUGGUUCUCUGCAAAUCUAAACAUCCCUUGAUCAAAUAUUCACAAGGUCUUUCUGACCAUGUUUUUGUUGUUUUAAAGGUACUGGCACGCAAUGCUCCUUUGUUUUCAAUGAUAUAAGGAAAAUGUUUGUUGUGCUGUUAUUAACUAUUUAAAACAAGAACUUGAAUGCAUGAAGUAAU